AUGAGGAUGGCCGUGGGUUCCGUCAAGAUGCAGCCGCCGUGCGAGAGCCCGGCUCUGGCCGCAGUGGCGGCCGUGGCGGCGGCGGACGGCGCCCUGCGCCGCAGCCCCAGCGCGCGCGAGCCGGAGCGCGAGCAGCUGCCGGUGGCUCCGCGGCCGCGGCUGCGGGACCUGCCGGCGCUGCUGCGGAGCGGGCUCACCCUGCGGAGGAAGCGCAGCGCCGCCGGGGGCCGGACUCUAUCAAGAAGAAUUUCCAAUCCAUACCUCGAACAUACUCCAUCCCAGAUUUAUGGGGAGAAUUCUUCUUGUGCAGGAAGAGCGUUGCGGAAUAUUAUCAUCGUUCAGGCAGCUGACCUGAUAAAGGACAGAGCGAACCUCAAGGGGUUUUAUAGGAGAAGCUGCGUUGGGUCAGAACUGGUCGACUGGCUUCUAGAACACUGUCCUUUCGUCCAGUGCAGAUCUAUGGCCAUAGGGGUCUGGCAGCUCCUGCUGGACAUGGGGAUUCUCUCAUCAGUGGACCAGCAUUUGUACUUUCAGGACAGCUAUGCUUUCUACCAGUUCUCAUCUGACGAGUGUAGCUACUUGUACUGUGAGUUUGAGAGAGAAGAGGAGUGGCAGAACGGUGUCAGACUCUUACUGCAGCUUGUGCCUCUCAUUCCCAGUCGAGCUGGCAUCUGUGAACUAUCUCAUCAGAAAAUUGAAGACUCAGAAGAGAGCAGUGAUGAAAUUCUUGCCCGUCUAACGUCUGCGGUGCAGAGAGAGCUAGCAGCUGUUAUUGCUUUGAAAGCAAGGAAGUCUGCACUUGCACAAGAUGAAGAAAACAGUGACAAACACGUGACUGUGACAGAGGCUGAAGCUGCUGCAGAUCCUCAGGCCGGCAUGAUGUGCAAACUUCAGGAGAGAGAUGAUAUCGGGAGAAUUGAACUGGUCCAGAAGCUGGCAAGAGAAAGCUGUCAGUUUUUGCAGGCGGACAAAAGAGAACAGGAGAAAUCUGAACACCAGGAUGAUGAAGUGUCGACGGUUGAGGUGAAGGAGCAGGACCAGAAUGUCCUGGUGCUGAAGAAAGUGCAGAGCUGCGGCCCAGCCCCCCAGGCGGGGAGCGCCGAGAGCGAUUGGAGAUACGUGGUCGUGUCCGGGACCCCGGAGAAGAUCUUGGAGCACCUUUUGAAUGACUUGCACCUGGAAGAAGUCCAGGACAAAGAAACAGCGACUCUCCUUGAUGACUUCCUUCUCACGUACACAGUCUUCAUGACAACUGACGACUUGUGCCAGGCGCUGUUGAGGCACUAUUCUGCUAAGAAGUAUCAAGGCAAAGAAGAAAAUUCAGAUGUUCCUUGUCGAAAACGGAAGGUCUUGCAUCUUGUUUCCCAGUGGAUUGCUCUCUACAAAGACUGGUUACAUGAAGAUGAACAUUCAAAAAUGUUUUUAAAGACCAUAUACAGGAAUGUGCUGGAUGAUGUCUAUGAAUACCCAAUCCUUGAAAAAGAGCUGAAAGAAUUUCAGAAGAUACUUGGAAUGCACCGUCGUCACACUGUAGAUGAAUACUCACCGCAAAGGAAGAAUAAAGCCCUUUUCCACCAAUUCAGUCUGAAGGAGAACUGGCUGCAGCACAGAGGAACUGUGACAGAAAGUGAGGAAAUUUUUUGCCACGUGUACAUAACGGAGCACUCCUAUGUCAGCGUGAAGGCCACUGUUUCCAGUACAGCCCAAGAGAUCCUGAGGGUUGUAGCAGAAAAGAUCCAACACGCAGAAGAGGAUCUGGCUCUGGUAGCCGUCACCUUCUCUGGGGAAAAGCAUGAGCUUCAGCCAAACAACUUGGCCAUCUCCAAAUCCCUUGAUGCCUCUGGUCGGAUAUAUGUCUACCGGAAAGACCUGGCUGACACUUUGAAUCCAUUUGCAGAAAAUGAGGAAUCACAGCAAAGGUCGAUCAGGAUUUUGGGAAUGAACACUUGGGAUCUUGCUCUGGAAUUAAUGAAUUUUGAUUGGAGCCUUUUCAAUUCAAUUCACGAGCAAGAGCUGAUCUACUUCACAUUCAGCAGACAAGGAAGCGGGGAGCACACAGUGAACCUGAGCCUGCUGCUCCAGAGAUGCAAUGAGGUCCAGCUCUGGGUGGCCACGGAGAUUCUGCUCUGCAGCCCACUGGGCAAGCGAGUGCAGCUGGUGAAAAAAUUCAUCAAAAUUGCUGCUCACUGCAAAGCCCAGAGAAACCUGAACUCCUUCUUUGCUAUCGUGAUGGGUCUCAACACUGCUUCUGUGAGCCGGCUGUCUCAGACCUGGGAGAAAAUCCCUGGGAAGUUUAAGAAACUUUUCUCUGAACUUGAAAGUUUAACAGAUCCUUCCCUGAAUCACAAAGCCUACCGAGACGCAUUCAAGAAAAUGAAGCCACCCAAAAUCCCCUUCAUGCCGUUAUUGCUUAAAGAUGUAACAUUUAUUCAUGAGGGAAAUAAAACAUUUCUGGAUAAUCUUGUCAACUUUGAAAAACUGCAUAUGAUCGCCGACACUGUCCGAACCCUGAGACACUGCAGGACUAACCAGUUUGGAGGCGACAUGUCUCCAAAAGAGCACCCGGAGUUAAAGUCCUACGUGCAUCACCUGUACAUCAUUGACAGCCAGCAAGCCCUGUUUGAGCUCUCGCACAGGAUUGAGCCGCGGGUAUGAGCCCCACCACACACUGCCUCGCCUCCCCCGGAACCGCAGCGCCAAGCGUGUUAUGUUCCUGCAAGAAAAGUUGCUGAGUUUUAUCAGCGUAUCACAAUAAGAUGCACACAGCAAAGCCAGCCAGAGCGUACUCAGGAAGUGAUGUCAGCCACCUGAGUUGGGGAGCGGCUGCUAUCGAAAGGAGACGGCAGAAGAGGAGGCAGAAACUUUCUCGAAAUGAGAAGUCUGGCUUUUUAGGAUCACCAUGUCGAGCCAAUCCAUUGUUCACUUUGCGACGUUCAGCGUCAAGGCAGGAGGCCGCCCCUUGUCAUACGGUGACCAGACAGCUCGGUUAGAGUGCACAGCGGGGAGCUUUACUUGGCCUGGCAGUAGAUGGCUGUUUAUAGGCUGUCAAAGUAGGAGCUCGUUUGAACACUCAAAGACAGUGAUGGCAUCUCUUGGUUUCUAUGGAGAUGGACUGGUUUCCAUCGUUACAAACUAGGACAUCACCAAAAGCUACUUGUGUCUAAGGAGGCAGUGAGCACGGGCAGCUGCCACGCCUGCUCUAAUCUCCAGAAGAGAAAUGUCGAGGCAUGCAUUUCUUAGCAGCUCAGUCACUUAGUGCUGUAUGCUUGUGGGUAAAAUUCAUCUCUGCACAACUUGAUUUACAGCUGUAAGUGAGUUAGACUAAGUUGCUUUGCCAAUAUGGAAAAAUAGUCAUCUUUAAGAAACUGACUCACUGUUUACUUUCUGGGGAUUUUCUUUACAUGUGCGGACAGGCUCUCAUCUCUCCUCAAAUACAGUACAAUUUUUGACAAAAGCACAGUGCCUGCCACGUCGCAGGCACUCUGUAACUGUUUCUGGGGGUGACAGUCACAAAAGUCCAUCUUCUUGCUCCUGGCAGUGCCCUCGUGUUCUCACGCUACGGCCACCUCGUGCCUACACUCUGGAAUGAGGACCGCCAGUACAGGGGGUCUACCUGGGAUUUGAUGUGUGGAGCACUUAGCGCUCCCUGGAGGAGAAGAAGGGAUAUAAAACAGUGGCAAUGGCCUGUCUCUCAGCAGAUGAAAAGAGCCCCCAGAGAUCCAAAUAUCUGAUUUAUGUUGGACACUUAGAAGUCCUGUAGCCCACCUCCCAACCAAGGCAGGGGGCCUUUCUAUAAUUUGCCUCUUUUUUCUUCUCAAAGCCUCAGAGUCUUUUAGAUCUCUUUUUAUUUCCAUUUUUAGAGAUUGGGGCUCCUACGAUAAAUAAGACCUCUGGCUGUUCUCACGAACUGGUUUGCUGCAACCUUCAAAUGAACAAAAAAAACCUGUGGGAAACAAUAUUGAAAUCCAUCCCUGUCAGCCAGAUCCUUGUCACUCCGCUUAAAUACAAAGUUCCUGCUUCCCAUAUUAGGUCCAUUCAUUUCCACACGUGUGACCCUGGCGCCCCUCUCGCCAGCCCUGGCAGCUCCUCUCCUCGGUGCCUGUACAGAACUGCUUCCUCGCCUCUCAUCAGCACUUCAGCACUGAGAUGUGUCCAGGGCUUUCCGACACCUUCGUAGCAGCGCUGUUUCCUGGGCUUGGCAACCACGCUGACCUGGAGAGAUCACUCGAAAGAACCACAUGGAGCAAAUUUGGGGAGGACUUUGAGAGAGAGUCUGUCCCAUUGCGUCCUUCAGUCCUGACAAUGAACAGGGCUUGACAGAAAGGCACCAUCCUGGGCUGGUCCAUUCAGAGAAAUGCCCCAGGCAGCUGGGAAUGGAAUGAGACUCACUGGAAGAGAUCAGAACCAGGGAAAAGCAAUUUCUCUCGAGGCUGAUCAAACAGUGAGGUGCUCCCCUUGGCGAUUACUGGUGACGGUGUGGGCUGUCAGCACCAGUGCGUGUUUUGGUCUUUUCUCUGUUCUUGGGGAGUAGCAUUUAGCCAUUCUGAUCCUGUGAGGCUGUUUUGACAUCAUCUCUGUGUUUUAGAGUUUGAGUGAUUAUUCGCAUUAGACUUAACUGCUCCGUCUAGAACUACUGCAGUUGCCCCAGUGGAGAACUAUUUCAGCACAGCACCUGCUACUUGGACCUCAGCUCAGAUAUGUGCAUGGCCAAACAAAUCCACAUGUACGUCAGGCCCAAACAGAUUCUGAGGGUGUAUUCAGUUUACCCCCAUGUGG
Messenger RNA from Budorcas taxicolor (takin), 4776 nucleotides. It is a transcript of the gene RAPGEF5, whose product is annotated as Rap guanine nucleotide exchange factor 5. Gene Ontology annotation, cellular component: plasma membrane. The transcript is spliced from 26 exons. Gene Ontology annotation, molecular function: guanyl-nucleotide exchange factor activity. Gene Ontology annotation, biological process: Ras protein signal transduction; positive regulation of GTPase activity. Bases 1 to 2655 code for a protein of 884 amino acids. The record is from RefSeq and is a predicted model, not a curated record. Lineage: Eukaryota; Metazoa; Chordata; Mammalia; Artiodactyla; Bovidae.